AUGACGACCAAAACCCUAGCCAUCGUAUCUGCGGGCUUUAGUCGAGGAGCGCCUCGAGCUGGAUCUGAAUUAAGACCAUCGGCAAUUCUGGGCUCCGGUCUCCUCGAUUCCCUCCGAAGCCUUUUCCCAGAUGUUUACCUUGACGAUGAAAUCCCCGAGGGCGCGGACCUGCCACAUUCUCAAGAUCUUGACUUUGCUGGAAUGAAGAAUCUUCGGUCUGUCAGUGCAGCGACAAGGCAUGUCAGCGAAAAAGUCGAAAGGUAUCUCAAAGCCGGGAGUGUGGUGCUCACACUUGGCGGGGAUCAUUCCAACGCCAUCGGCAGCCUCACUGGUAGCAACAAAGGGAUUCGGGAACAAAUGAACACAGACAUUGCUGUUAUAUGUGUAGAUGCACAUGUUUCAAUCAAUACCCCGGAAACAAGUCCUAGUGGAAAUAUCCACGGAAUGCCUCUGGCGUUUGCAACUGGAGUCGCGAAGGUAAAAGGAGAUGGUAUCUUCGACUGGAUACAACAGGAACAUCUGGUCAACACUAGGCGGCUAGUUUACAUCGGAACUCGCGAUGUGGAUGAGAAGGAGAUGAAGAUUCUCGAAGAUCAUGGUAUCAAGGUGUUCAACAUGGAGGAAAUCAGAAAGUUUGCGAUCUCCGGUCACUCUUACCAUACCUUCACUGACAGAUAUCACAGAAACGGGAUCGAGAAAGUGAUGGAAGAAUUGUUUGAUUACAUUGGCACCUCCGUUCCAGUCCAUUUGUCUUGCGAUAUAGAUGUCCUGGACCCCGAAUGGGCCCCGAGUGCUGGGCAUCUCGUCCCUGGGGGUUUAUCUCUUGCGGAGGGGCAGUACAUCGCUCGUCGCGUCCACGCAACAGGGCGUCUGGCAGCGAUGGACCUUGUAGAAGUGAAUCCCACCAUCGAUCUGCCGGGUGUUCCUAAAACAGUUGGCUCGGCAUGUAUUUUGAUCAAAGAGGCGCUCGGUGCCACUGAGUGA
Messenger RNA from Penicillium olsonii, 984 nucleotides. The record is from the annotation of a GenBank genome assembly. NCBI's taxonomy places the organism in Eukaryota, Fungi, Ascomycota, Eurotiomycetes, Eurotiales, Aspergillaceae.